AUGAAUCACCUACCACUACGAAGCAUCUGCCGAAACGUCCACUAUCGUUUCGAAGGAGCCAAGGCAUUGACACGACGAUCACUUUCCAUGUACAGUCUAGAUUCCUCGGAUGGAAACUACAGUGCUAGCUUCAGUUCCAGUUGUGCUGAUUCCAUGAGUUCCAUCGAUUCCGAAAACUCUUCUGCGUACGAGCCCAUUGACGAUCUCGUCGAUCAACUGGUCUGCGAGUCCACCAAGAGAUAUGCUACCACCAACCCAGCCAUCAGAAUAAGCAAGGAGGUUGUGUGGUCUCCGCAACCAAACACCAUUGAACUAGCCGUCAAGAAACUAGAUGCCGUCGGCGAUGCGGGCAAGUCCUACUAUGAAUUGCGGAUAUUGGCCGCCGGAGGUGAACACUAUGUCAACUAUGACACAGCGGCCAUCACCAGUGUGUUGAUUGGAUAUGCCUGUCUCGAUGGUAUUGAUGGAGGUCUCCUCCUCAGGAGAUAUACCUUUCAAGAUUCCCAACAUCUGUACAACUUUUGUGAGCUGUUGGGUGAAAAGGGAAGGUUUGAAGAUGCUGCCUUUUAA
This is a messenger RNA of Seminavis robusta, 570 nucleotides long. The record is from the annotation of a GenBank genome assembly. Lineage: Eukaryota; Bacillariophyta; Bacillariophyceae; Naviculales; Naviculaceae.